GCGUUAUUGUCAAAAAAAUAGUCAUUCAAAAUGUGUUCGAUUUUGAAUUAGCAAACCCAGCUAACUGUCCAUGUUAGCUUGAUAAAUAGAAGGCAGCGACAGUAUAAGAUUUUCGCUUUCUGUUUAUUGUGACUGUUUUACCAUUUGAGCCACGUUGUAUUUUGCUAUUAAAAUUAGUCGUUGGCACCCAUUGAAUAGCGCGAGGAAACAUCGAGUCGUUGCAAGACUACAAAAAGAAGGAUGUUAAACCUACCAACCGUACUUUAAGAUCGACAAGAAAAACAAUCUGAUGAAAGUUAAUUGCAGCGUUACUUUCCGUCAUGGAAGAAAAGGCAAAUGGCUCUGUUGACACCAAAAGCCCAGUGGAGAACGGCCAGCUUCCAGAUCCAGCCAACUGGGCCGUUGCUGAUGUCGUCAAUUACUUUAAAGCAACAGGGUUCGAGGAGCAAGCCACAGCAUUCCAAGAUCAGGAAAUCGAUGGCAAGUCAUUGCUCCUGAUGACACGUAAUGACGUGUUGACGGGCCUGUCCAUAAAGCUGGGCCCAGCGCUGAAGAUCUACGAGUAUCACGUGAAGCCACUGCAAACCCAACACCUAAAGAGCAACGCCUGUUAGCACGUCACCAGGAGCUCGCUACUGCACCGCUUCAGUGACAAUCGACAACUCCCAACCAGCUGUCCGUUGGCAGAGACUGCUCUGGCCGCAUGGCACCUUAAAACAGGAUCAAUUUCAAUAUGUUUUUAGAAACAUGGGUGGCACCUAUGGGGUCUCAUGAGCUGUUUACCUUUUUAGCUGUUCUUAUGUCUGCUGCUUCAGAUUUGUAUUUUAUAUUUUAUUCUUUAUGUUUUAUUUAAGACAAGAAUCCUUGUUAAUGAUGGUGUAAAAGAAGUGUGAUUUGUUUGUGUGGAUAGUGCUAUAUGUGUGCGUGGGUGUGUGUCAUGAACCAGUGAUGGUUUUAAAAAACGGUAUUUGUACAUAAGAUGAUAUAUGAUUUAAAACACCGGAACACUUUGACACGGCAGAAAGUACAGAUGCGGUACUGUUGAAUUUGCCUGAAAAAAAAAAAA
This is a messenger RNA of Hippocampus comes (tiger tail seahorse), 1066 nucleotides long. It is a transcript of the gene samd13, whose product is annotated as sterile alpha motif domain containing 13. Gene Ontology annotation, molecular function: histone binding; chromatin binding. Gene Ontology annotation, biological process: negative regulation of DNA-templated transcription. NCBI's taxonomy places the organism in Eukaryota, Metazoa, Chordata, Actinopteri, Syngnathiformes, Syngnathidae. The coding region runs from base 321 to 614 and encodes 97 amino acids. Gene Ontology annotation, cellular component: nucleus. The record is from RefSeq and is a predicted model, not a curated record. The transcript has 5 exons.